This is a messenger RNA of Cladocopium goreaui, 2073 nucleotides long. The record is from the annotation of a GenBank genome assembly. Lineage: Eukaryota; Dinophyceae; Suessiales; Symbiodiniaceae.
AUGAACAAACUGCUUUGGCUCCUCACGCCCUUGACCGGUGAAGAAUGGAUCAGACAAUGCUUGACAUUGUACGCGGACGAUUUGCAUGUAGGCUGCCAGUUUCUGACCGUUGGUGCACUGGACCACCAUUUGCGAUGCAUGGGCCAUUUACUUGAUUGCAUUGAAAGACUCAAGCUGCAGAUCUCCUUGCAAAAGUCCUAUUUGAUCUUUUCCCACACUGGCAGCAACGUGCGGCAUGCGCUCAAAGGCCGGCUGUGCUAUCUACAGCAUCAAGCACACCUGUUGCUAUCGCGUUGCACUGGAGAAGCUACGGCGCUACCGCUGAAAACCAUGGGUCGAUAUCUGGGUGUGAUUGUUUCUUAUCAUGCUUUCGAACAACAGACGUGGCUUCAUCGCAAGAAGACAGCCUGGAUUGCAUAUGCUCGACUGAAACGCUGGCUCCGUCACAGACAGAUUCGACAAACUCAUCGAGUAUAUCUCUGGCACACUUGUAUCCAUACAAUCCUUACAUAUGGCAUCUUCGGUACAGGAGUCACAGUACAGUCGCUCACUGAUUAUCAGCUUACAAUAUUCCAAAUGAUUCGACUUCUGAUUGGUGACCACUCCUACAUGACAGGGAACACACACCAGAGGGCCAUACAGAAUCAAUCUCUUCCACUUCCCCUGCAGCUUCUGAAGCAUGGCGCCGAGAAGCUAUGGCUGAGACUUCAGAGGCGUGCUCUGCAGCUGGACUCGACAGAUUUUCUACAGCAGGUGGAUUGGCAGCACCAUCACGACACAAUGCGUUUGAUUGAUCAGGUCCAUGGCAGCAUGCCGGAAGUCCCCAUCGAUGGAGACGCCUUGAUGAGGACGCCACAGGCAAAUGAGCCGCCUAGCACAGCUGCACCAGCCGCACCCGUGCUCAGUAGCAAUCGGGCCGAAAGAAACAGUUUCCAGGUCACAGCACAGCCAUUUUGGCCGGUCCUGAAACAGAUCAUCCAAGAGCAGUCAUGGCACCGACUACAGGAACAUCCUGACAUUGGCCAGUGUGAGCUGUGCCAAACCAGAUGCGAUGACCUUCAGAGCUUGCAUCGACAUUUGAAGGCUGAACAUGAUGUAACCGUCUUCGACUGGAACUUUGCCAGAGUUCGACAGAUGGCCAUGAUUUUCUACACCAGUGAAACAGAGAUGUUCAUACCACAGCAAUACAAUGAGCAAACCCUGAGACUCACUCAUCGUGCAUUGGCCAACCAUGCGCGAUUUCAGAUGCUGCUUAAUGUGGUAUCGGCGAGCCAGUACAUGCGGGAAAAAGACGAAGAGCCGCUGAACAAGAAGCUCAAACAGGAGCCCGUCGGCGUCGACAAGGCCGCAAUGCCACCCAGCCAGCAGAACAAAGCCCUGCUCACGCUGAUCCAUCAUCUGGCCAAGGUGGUCCUUCAACACGAUCGGGCAAUCCAGAUGGAUCGCAAACAGGACUCCUUCGUUAUCUUUGCCCAAGUCAGCGCGGAGGGAGCGCUCCCGUUGCUGACGUUGAAAGCCAAGGAAUGGAAGGACAUGACGGAGAAGACCACCACACUCCGCACCUACCUGCUGACGCACCUGAUCCUGGAGAUACAACAGAGGGCCAUCAAGCUGUCCCAGAGCUCCCAGGGGACCCAGCUGUGGGACGUAGCAGUAUCCAAGGGGGUGAUCCUCCAGGACGGAUCAUGGCCGUUCCAACAAUGGUGCCACACGGAGAAGAAACUCACCAAGUCCCAUCGAGCGCCACUCCCGAUGAGCCGCAUCCUGAAGGAUCUGCAGUUCAUGGUGGAUCUCCUGACCGACAACGACCAUGUGAUGCGCUUCCACUCACUGAGGCCGCAAAGCCAGUGUGGUGCCGUGGAUGCUACAGCUCAACAUGCGCGAGGACGAUCUUUGGAGACUCUUUCAUCAGCUGAGUCAGUCCACCCUAUGGGGACUCAUGGGCCUGAGCUUGAAGCAGCACAACCAACAAGUCAGCAAACCAGCGCAGCUGCUGGAACAGCUGACCAACAUUCAAUUCUAGGCAGCGGAGGAAAUCUACAGUUGCCGCGCGCAAAAAAAGAAAUUAAUUGA